UCACGACACGGAGGCGUGUCCUCUGAUGAAAUCAGCUGGGGGGAAACAACAACACAAAAGGAGGUGGCUCAGACUGGAACCGAGUGUCUGGACCACUUAUGUGUACAUUUCACCACAAACAAAACCAAACAAAAAGAGUUAGUCUCGGCUCCGAAAGGCGUGUAUCACCUACAGUGGAGGGUUCAACUCGACGGGGGCGUGCGAAGCUCCAAGAAGGCGGCACGGGGAAGCAGGAAGAAGGGGAUGUGAAAGGUGCUUUCUUCUGUGGCGCCUUGCAAAUACACGAUCUUUGUGUUCGACUGGACCCCAGCAACACCAACGUUUGUUCCUUUGCCUGUUUUCUGACCCCGCAGCAGAGUGGCAUGUGGGUCAGUUCCGGAACCGUCGGAAGGGCUCUCUCCAUGGAUAUAGACACAGACUAUGAGCGGCCCAAUGUGGAAACCAUUAAAUGUGUUGUGGUAGGAGACAACGCAGUGGGCAAGACCAGGCUUAUAUGUGCCCGGGCUUGCAAUGCCACCCUCACACAGUAUCAGCUGCUCGCCACCCACGUGCCAACCGUUUGGGCCAUCGACCAGUAUCGUGUAUGCCAGGAGGUGUUAGAAAGAUCUCGUGAUGUUGUGGAUGAGGUCAGUGUGUCCCUCAGGCUCUGGGACACAUUCGGGGAUCAUCACAAGGACAGACGAUUUGCCUAUGGCAGGUCGGAUGUCGUGGUGCUUUGCUUCUCUCUGGCUAAUCCCAAUUCCCUGCGCCAUGUCCGCACCAUGUGGUUUCCGGAGAUCAAGCACUUCUGUCCACGGACGCCCAUCAUCCUUGUUGGCUGCCAGCUGGAUCUCCGCUACGCUGACCUGGAUGCGGUUAAUCGGGCACGCCGACCCCUUGCCAAACCCAUAAAACCAACAGAUAUCCUUCCGCCCGAGAGAGGCCACGAGGUGGCAAAGGAGCUCGGGAUACCCUACUAUGAGACCAGCAUAGUCGCCCAGUUUGGAGUUAAGGAUGUUUUUGACAACGCGAUACGUGCUGCCCUCAUCUCCCGUCGCCACUUACAGUUCUGGAAGUCACACUUGAAAAAAGUCCAGAGACCACUCCUCCAAGCACCUUUCCUGCCUCCUCGCCCACCACGCCCCAUUGUUGGAAUCCCAGACCCCCCUCCCAGUGACGGCGAGGGCCCCGAUUCUCUCUUCUGCCACCCGCUGUGCGCAGAUGUUGUUUUCAUGCUGCAGGGCGGCACCACUCGUGUUUAUGCCCACAAAGUGUACCUGGCCACUUCCUGUUCCAAGUUCUACGACCUCUUCACCCUCGAUUUAGGCGCAGCCUGCAUGGGGCCGGAAGCGGAGCAGGACAAAAGCAAGGAAAGCUCUGACAGCGGGGAGGAAGACGAGCUGAGCAGGAGAGGAGCCAAGGAGCAAGCUGGCCGCACCAAGAGUCUGGACAUUGACAAAGACGGGGUAGAUGGCUGCGCGAGGGGCCUGGAUUGCCCGCCGCUGCUCCAACACGGCUCAUUGCGGACUUCCCAGAGUGAUAAUGCACUCCCCUCGCGAGCCCAGUGCUCUCUUGGAGCUCCUGGGAGCGCCCGGGCACUUUCAGGAUGGGGAAGAGGGUUCUUGAGUGUUUGCCUGGAGCAUGUUGAUGACCCCAUGACUGGACGGCUACGACUAAUGACUGUGGUAGUAAUGGAUGAACUCAUACAGGAAGAGCCAUUUAAGGCGGUCCUUCAGUACCUGUACACUGGCAGCCUGAAUGAGAGUCGAGGAGAUCUGAUGCAGGUGGCCACCAUCGCAGAGCUCCUCGAGGUGUUCGACCUACGGAUGAUGGUGGCCAAUGUGCUCAACAGGGAGAGUUUCAUGAACCAGGAGAUAACCAAGGCAUUCCAUGUCCGCAGAGCCAACCGCAUCAAGGAGUGUCUCAACAAAGGCACCUUUGCUGAUGUGGUGUUCCGGCUAGACGAUGGCUACCUCCCCGGCCACAAACCCCUGCUCAUCUCCAGCUGUGACUGGAUGGCUGCAAUGUUCCGGGGAUCUUUCAUGGAAAGCUACAUUGAAGAGGUGCCCAUUCCCAGCACGAGUACAGCAUGUAUGCGAGGUGUUUUGGAGUUCCUGUACUGCGGCAUGCUGACACCUUGUCCUCAUCUGGAGUCCAUAGAGCUGAUCGUGGUGGCCAACCGUCUUUGUUUACCACGCCUGGUUGCCCUCACUGAGCAGCAAGCCGUUGAUGAGCUCCUGCAGUUGACAGGGAAAGGAGUCGACAUUGAUGGGCAGGUGUUGGCAUAUUUGGAGCUAGCGCAGUUCCACAAUGCCAAGCAGCUAUCAACCUGGUGUCUCCAUCACAUCUGCACUAAUUAUAACAGUAUCUGCCGCAAGUUUCCCAAAGACAUGAAGGCCAUGUCUCCAGACAACCAGAAGCACUUUGAAAAGCAGCGCUGGCCGCCUGUGUGGUUCCUGAAGGAGGAGGACCGCUACUUGCGUUCCCAGAAGGAGCGGGAGCACGAGGAGGAGAUCCUGCGCAAGCAGCACACCAAACGAGGCUGGUGUUUCUGGAGACACCCGUCCUCUUCGCCGCACGUCUCCUAGGCGCCCGUCGGCCUGGCCCUUCGUCGGCGCCUCUUGCGCCCAGGAGGUUUGAAGCCUUUUCUUUGUCUCUCAAUGCAAAUCGGACUCAGUGUUCCUCGGAUGCCAGCGCGUGGAGAGGGAAUGUACUUUUUGUGCCUCUUUACAUGCGCGAGAGUGCAGUUAUGGCGGACAACCUGACCAGCCUGCGGGGGACAGCAGCACACUCCCUUGGACGUCAUCCCGUCCGUAGAAUGACUGGACUGGGAUCAAGGGCUUUCUAUCUCUCCCAGACUCCACCUUCCAGCUCCAGAAUUUGUAUUUGUUUUUAUAACUUUGCCUUCACUGCAGACUGUUAGCUUGCACACACACAAACCCGAGCCCAGGAUCUGCCUGUCUACAACCAGCACUGGAUAUCCAGGAAAUCGACUCAACACAACUGUAAGUACUUUGAUACAAAUCGUCCAUUUUGUAAGCCCCCGGCACCUUUCUACAUGGCGACCAACCGCUAAGUUUGGACUGUUAACUCAGAGCACAUUUGUGGAUGCUGCAGUUUAAGAGGCUUAACCACACCCACUGACCUUUCUAGUUCGUCUCCGUCCUGCACCAUGGUCCAUUCCCUACACUCAAGCUUGCCAAACUGCACUUCAGAGACUUUCUCAAGUGACCACUCAAUAGCAAUGACGGAGCCUUACUUGACGCCUCUUCCUGGAGGCACGAUGCAUACAGUAUUAAAAAAAAAAACAACACAACGGUAACGUCCAUGACCACUAACUAGGCUGCAUGGAAGCUCCUCAGCAAGCCUGCCUUUAUACCUUUGUACCACUAGGGGGUAGCAGUGCUCAGGGCUCCUGCACUACACACUACCAGUUUUAUACCUGUGUUUUCUCUUCCUGUACGGAGUAUUAGGGCCACGCUAAAAACUCAGAAUUACGUCAGUGUUGUUAUGAUCCGAGCGAAAACGUACAGUCCCUUUCUCGUAGCACUUCAUCACACAAUGUUGUUCUCUUUUUUUAAAAUGCAUAUUCUGUGUAUUUAUGGAGUAGGUGAAGCAUUUUCAAACAUAAAAUGAUACAUUUUACUAAAAAUAUCAAUAUUUCAGUACUAUUGGCUACUAAAUGAGACCAAACCAAUCACAGCACGAUGUUCAUUAACAUGGCCACUGAAUGGCUCAGCCUCAUGCAAGACUACCAUACUGGAUUAAUAUUUGUAUUUAGGUAUUUAUUUGAUGUUGAACGCCAUAUUUGGAAGUUUAUAAACAGGUUUUUCAUGCUCCAGCUAUGAAAAUAUUCCAUUUAUAGUUAUUGAUUCCUGAUUUCCUGCUUUGUGGAAAUUAAUUUGAUAAGGUCCCGACCUAAUUAAGAUGAUAUGUUAGGUAUUACUGUACAACUUUAUAAUCGCAAAAAGGUUUUAUUCUUGCAGGAUUAUAAUUUUUUUUUUUUACAAGAGCAUUUUGAAAUUUAUUUUCCCUACAUUUUGAUUUACUCAUUGCAAGUUUUUCCUAGUAUUAUCAUGACUUUAUUUUGUAUUAGUUGUCAUCAAUUUCACAGCUUAAACUCACAAUAUUAUAACUUGAAUUUUAAUACGCAAUUUAUUAAGAAAGUUUUUGCACUUUUUUCCUCAUAUUUUUAGUGUUAUUAUAUUUUACAUUACAAUACACUUUCUUUGCAAUAUUACAACAUUAUUUUGGCACUUUUUUCUCUAAUAUUACAACAAAAUGUGACUAUUUGUAGUAUUAUGACGCUUCUUGCAACAACAUGUCUUUUUUGUCAAAAUAUAACUUUUGUCAUAUUAGAACUUUCCCUAGUGAUACAACUUUUUUUGCCCUCAUACUAAUGUUAACACUAAAACUUGUUUUUAUUCCUGCAGCAUUUAAAAUAUAUAUGUGUGUAUAUGUGUAUAUGUAUAUAUAUAUAUAUAUAUAUAUAUAUAUAUAUAUAUAUAUAUAUAUAUAUAUAUAUAUAUAUAUAUGCAUAUAUAUUUUUUACAAUAUGUAAAAAAUAUAUUACGACUUUUUUUUUUCAAUUAUCAUGACUUCAUUUUUGUAAUAUUCUUACUUUCCCCCCUGUAAUAACUGUAAUAACGCUGUAAAACUGUAUUAAGGCUUAUACUAUUCUUUUUUCUAAAGUUUUCCACUUUUUUGUCUUCUAUCAUUUACAUGUUAUACUACUACACAUUAAAAUGUAAUCCCUUACAUUCAAAAACAAUAUUUAGGCACCUUGUAUAACUUCAUUUGCAGUAUUAUGACACUUUUUCUUAUAAUACUGUAACUUUACUGUCAUAUUAUGAAUUAUUAACAUACUAUUACAACUUCUGGUUAUGUUACAACUUUUUCCUCAUACUAUUAAAAUGUAUUUGCAAUGAUAAACUACGACUUUAUUUGUAGUGUUAAUUUUUUUCCCAUAAUGUUACAAUCUUACUGUAAUAUUAUUGACAUAUUCCAACUUUUUUCCUUAUACUAUUAAUUUCAUAACAUUACAAAUUUUUUAUUGUUGCACCAUUCCAAAAAAUAUAUUUUUUAAUUCCAGAACAUUAUGACUUUAUUUGUUUUCCCCAUUACAACAUUUCUCAUCAUAUAUAUUUUUGUAAUAUUCCUAUUUUUCCACUGUAAUGUUGUGGCUUAAUCUUACAACAUUUUGGUUGAAGUAUUAACCAUUUUUUACUCAUCAUAUGACUUAUGCGUCAUAAAAUUAUACAUUAAAAUAUAUUCCCCCAGUUAAAUACAUAUUUAGGAACCUUUUAUGAAUUUGUCUAUAAUAUUACAACAAACUAUGACUUAAUUUGUAGUAUUAAAACAAAUUUUUUAACUUUACGUUUUUUGUCCUCAUAAUACUGCAACUUUACUGUCAUAAUAUUACGACUUUAUUGACAUAUUAUUACAACUUCUCCUAAUGUUACAACUUUUCCCCCCCUCAUAUUAUUAUUGAUUUCUUAACAUUCCAACCUUUUUAUUCAUGCAAACGGAUGGGAUGGAUUAUUUUUUUCUUCCCCAGAAUAUUAUGACUCUAUUUUCCCAACGUUGUUUACUUAAUUUUUAUAAUAAUUCUGUAGUAAUUCUACUUUUUUUGUCUUUUAUUACUAAAUCUCACAACAUUUUAGUUGUGGUAUUAAACUUGAUAAUAUUUAGCACGUUUCCCCCUCAUACUAUUAUUAAUUUCAUAACAUUGCAACAUUUUUAUUCUUGCAGCAUUAAAAGUAUCUUAAUUUUUUUCAGCAUAUCAUUGCUUAAUCUCAACAUUUUAGUUUUAGUAUUAAACGUAAUAUUAUUUUGCACUUUUUACUCAUAAUAUGAUUUAAGUCUCACAAUAUUAUACAUUAAAAUGUAAUCCUUUGCAAAAAAAAUUAUUUUGGCACCUUUUAUGACUUUUUGCAUAAUAUUAAAAUAAACCACGACUUCAUUUGUCCUAUUAAUUAUUUUUCUCAUAAUACUACAACUUUACUGUCAUACUAUUACAACUUUAUUGACAUAUUAUUACAACUUCUGCUAAUUUUACAACUCUUUUCCUAAUGCUGUUAUUAACGAUAUUUGGUCAAAAUGUUCCGACUCGUUUCUCAUAAAAUUAUACUUUUAUAAUGGCAUUUUUCCUGCAGUAUUAUCACUUUCUUGUCGCUAUGUUAUCCCUUUUUUCUCUCAAAAUAUUUCCAUGGCUUUAUGCAUCAUCACAAGUUUUCUUCUAAAAUGUCAACUUUGUUCUUGCAACAUCAUGACUCUUAAAAUUUGAACUUUUUUCUCCAAAAAAAGAGACUUUAUUCAUCGUUAAUGUAAUCCUUUUGCGUUGUUGGUUUAUUGUGGCCCUGAUACUCCUCAUAAGUAUUGGGACGUGCGUCAGAAGGAGAGCAAGACGUCCUACAACGCGUCAUUUCCAACUCUGUUCACCUCACUUUGAAUACCAAAGCUGUGAUACUCUUUCUUCCACACUUUGCUUCAUUUCUGCUUCCAUCCUCGCUGAACAUGUCGUUUUUAGGAAGAGACCCCUGACAUUGUUUUAAAAAAAAAAAACGCGUUCAGCCAGGACAAGAAAACCAACAAAAAGAGUCCCUUUGCCUUGCUGUAUUUUGUAGGACUGGACGACUGUGCUCAGUACACCACAGAGUCUGCGCAGAUGGUCUUUUGGCAACGUGUAGCGUCCUGAUAAUACACACAACCUCUCUGUUUUUGCUGCUUUGGCGUUAGAAAUCUUACAUGGAAGUGAGACGUUCUGUUUGCAGGUGUGCAAGUCGUAUGGCGUGUGUCGCCUUUUCUCCUCAAGAGCCGCGAUUAAGUCCCGAAAUAGAAGCGGGCUCGGCUCUCAUGAGAGUGGAGUGAGAAUCAAGACAGUGUUUUUAUUUUUUUUGGGAGGAAAACCGCAUGUAAAAAGUAUUACUCACACUCACCCUUCGGGGGAAAGUGAGUGGGAGAUUAUGAAACACUGAUUUGUCUUACCAAUUGUUGCUUUGGCCCAAACCGCCUCUUGUCUCAGUGCCUUAAACUUGGACAAACGUCGUCAGAAUCUGGUAGAGACGUCUUUGCGACCACAUGGCCUCAGUUUAUAUAUUUGACGUGGGUGAUUUGCUUUGGCCGUGGUUAGCGCACUAAUGGGGUUGAGGUGAAUUUGCAUGGUGGCCCGACUGGAUUGUCGUUAGAGCGAGGAAUGCACUUUUUUUUUAUUUUCAUUGUUGCUGUCUUAUAACAACCCUAAUAUGUCCUUGUUAGCAUGUUACAGAUGAUUGUAGCAAAUCUUUUUUGACCUUUUUGUUCACAGACCACAGCUUAAACUCAUAAUAUGCAGGGAAAUUAAAAAAAAAAAAAAAAUAUUAUCGGGAUUGUUUUAUAAAAUAUUUGUGGAAAUUCGACAUGAUUAAUACAGGGUGUCAAGCUAAUUUCUGAUAUUGAAAUGCAUACAAUUCUAUGAAUGUUGGCGUUGGCACGCAUGCAAUCUAGACUGGGCUCGUUAGUAUGAGCAUUGUUACAAAAAAGUGAUCAUCCUGAAUUGUAAGUUAAAAAACUAAAGAAUGUCAGUCAGACAAAUCCCACUGGCCAAAGUUCCCGCACCGAUAUCAUGUGUACACUGUAAAAAUAAGUCGACAGAUUUUAUGGUCAAAAUGCUGUUUGCAAAGAUUUUACUAUAAAAAAAAUAAUAAUAAUAAUAAAAAAUAUAUGUGUAUAUAUAUAUAUAUAUAUAUAUAUAUAUAUACACUGUGUUUUACCGUACAAAUAACAUUGAUACAGCUUUUUUCCUUUUACAACAAUACGCUGUAAAAGCGACUUUCAAAUUAUUUGACCGUAAAAAUAACAGUAGUUGCUGUGUUUCCAUUUACAGUAAUGCACUGUUAAUUUUACCGCGAGAAAUAACAUUGUUUUCGGUUUUCAUUUACAGUAAUGCGCUGUAGAAAAAUAUGUAUAUUUGCAACCCAGUCUUCAGAAUUCAAAUAGAAUUAACAGUGUUUUUACAUUUACAGUAUUACAGCAUAGUGUAUGUUACCAUAAAAAUAUCAUUGAUUUUUGAACUGGCAGCCCAGUCGCCAGAAAUUUACCGUAAAAAUAACAGUAGUUGCUGUGUUCUCAUUUACAGCAAUACACUGUUAAUUUUACCGAGAGAAAUAACAUUGUUACCGUGUUUUCCAUUUACAGUAAUGCGCUGUAAAAACAAUUAUUUUAUGGUUAAAAUAUUAAAAAAAAUACAACCCAGUCUUUAGAAUUUUACUGUAGAAUUAAAAGUAGAUUUGUUUUCCCAUUCAUAGUAAUGCACUGUAAUUCAACCAUCAAAAAAUACAGUGAUGUACUGUAAUUUUACUGUGAACAUUUCAGUGGUGCCGUUUUUAAUUUCAUGCACUCUAAUUUCAUCGUGAAAAAAUUAUAGUGGUACUGUUUUUAAUUUACAGUAAUGCACUGUAAUUUUACCAUAAAAAUUAAAGGGUUAUUGAUUCCUCAUUUACAAUAAAGCACUAUAAUUUUACUUAAUUAAAAUGGUAUUAAUUUAAUUCACAGUACUGCACUGUAACUUGACUUUAAAAAUUAGUGGCAUCAUUUUUAAUUUACAGUUAUGCAUUGUAAUUUCACUGUAAAAAUUAGUGGCAUAAUUUUUAAUUUACACUUAUGCACUGUAAUUUCACAGUAAACAUUACAGUUAUACCAUUUUUAAUUUACAGUAAUGCACUGUAUAUUUACCGUACAAAUUACAGUGGUUCUGUUUUCUCAUUUACGGUCAGGAACUGUAAUUUUCCUGCAAAGAAAAAAAACAUUGCUGCAGUUUUUCCAUUUACGGUUAUGCGCCAUAUUUUUUACCGUGAAAAUAACAAUGUUUUUUUAGUUUACAGUAUUGCACUGUAAUUAGACCUUUUGCACAAAUGCACUGUAAAAACAACAAUCGUAGAUUUGAAGGUGGAAAACUGUUAGCUCAGUCGCCAAUAUUUUACUGUAAAAAAAAUUUUUUUAAUUUUUAUUUACAGUGGUGCACUGUAACUUUACUAUAAAACAUAUAAUUAGUACCGCGUUUCCAUUUACAGUCAUGCACUGUCAAAACUGUUUAAUUCAAAAUUUAAAAAACACUGGUAUUUUACCAAACUUUUGUAUCGUUUUUAAAUUUACAGUAAAAUUGCAAUCCUUUUUACAGUAAAAUCUACAGAUUAGUUUUACAGUGUGGAUUUUCUUGUACUUCAUCUCUGCCUGCGAGUUUCAACCUGUGUGGCGGGCCUCCAAUGGUGUGUGCAGCACCUUGAUAAAAAUAAAGAAAAUUAUUGAUUUCAACCCUACUUAAGUAAAUGAUAGGAAAUAAAUAAUUUGUAAAUCCUUAUGGUGAAUCUGGGCUGAAAAAAGUUCCAUAAAAUGUUUUCUGGGGAGUAGCCACGCCCUCAACCUUGCUAUAUACUGUAAUCUGAGCGGAGGCUCGCCAAGUCACACCUUAAAAAAAUAUAUAUUUGUGCGUUUUCGCGCAUCUUUCACGGUGACAUUUGGAGCAGUGUGUGGAGUCUGACUGUUCUGCUCCCUUCCACGUGCCUUCAGUGAACUCUUCACGCUUGCAGGCUCCCUGCACCUGCAGCCCGACGAUAUUCCUCAUAAAGAAAUGUGUAUUACUUCUAAUCACCACGCAGUCAGGCAGCUUUGGAAUAUGUUCUUGCCGUGAUGAUAACACGUGACCAAGUUUUGCUACGGUGUGGUGUCACGUGUGAACCCUGCACACCAGCAGUUCCAAAAUUAUUAUUAGGUGCCUGGACUUUCUCUUGUGUAGCCUAUAAACACACACACACACACACACACACGUCAGAACUCCACUCAUCACUGUCACCAAAUACAGUAUUAUAUAUUGAUACAGUAUUAUUCCGCUUUCACUUUUUAGAUGCAACGUGUUGCGUUGAUGCGUACUAAAAUCUAACUAUGCUUUAAUUGAGAUGGUUCUUAUCCAAAAGUUGAGUUCAGCGUUUUGGACGAUGAGUUGUGUGAGGAGACGUGCGCGAUGUGAAUACCGCUGUUGUGCACUUUUGUUCCCAUGUGACUUUUGUGUAUUUGGUGACCAUGAAAACAAAUGGCACACCCUCGCCGACUAUUAAGGGCUUUCGUCACAACGAAUAAGAGAAGACAAGUCAACAAUCAGAAUGUUUGUAAAAGUGUUCGGAAACAGUUUGUACUUCUUUUUUUUUUAAUUAUGAUUUGUAAAAAAAAAAAAAAAACACAAAAAAACAACAACAAAAAAAGACACACAAAUCCCCCCAAAAUAUGAAAACCUUUUUUUUUUCUUUCUUUUUGCCAUUUCAGUAUUUUGAUGUUUGAUAUGGAUUUUAAUAAAACAAAUAAUCUUUUGAA
Messenger RNA from Nerophis ophidion (straightnose pipefish), 10323 nucleotides. It is a transcript of the gene rhobtb4, whose product is annotated as Rho related BTB domain containing 4. The transcript is spliced from 11 exons. NCBI's taxonomy places the organism in Eukaryota, Metazoa, Chordata, Actinopteri, Syngnathiformes, Syngnathidae. Bases 99 to 2567 code for a protein of 822 amino acids. Gene Ontology annotation, biological process: small GTPase-mediated signal transduction. The record is from RefSeq and is a predicted model, not a curated record. Gene Ontology annotation, molecular function: GTP binding; protein binding; GTPase activity.